CAGCGCACGCCGCCUCGCACCUCGCCGCCCCCAGAAAUAGAACCGUGCCGGUUCGCGGAAAUCGCUGAUACGUCGCGUUACUCCUCCGUUUGAGAAAUGUGGGCGCCAUCGCCGUCGGUGCAUUCAGUUGACUCCCUGGCGCUCGCCGGCGAGGGGCAGCACAUCAUCAUCCUCGCCGCCACCAUCCGCAGAUAACCUCAAAAACGUCUCAACCGUCUUAAAAACUAGUUCAACCGUCACAUAUCCGCCUAAAAACACUCGCAUGACUGAUAACUUCUAAACUAUUGUUAAACUUGUUACAAAUUCAACCUAGAUGAUAAUUGUUUUGCCUCCGGAACAAUACUACAACAAUAAACUAUGUGUCUUAAUUAAUGAUUGAUAAAUGCGGUUUAAAGAACGGCACCGGAAGUUAAACGCACGGCGCGGCGUGUAAUAUGAAAGGCAUUUUGAAGAAGAGCAAUUCAGAGCAGCCACGCAGAGAGGAACAGCCGCCCCCGGUAAAUGGGGCAGCGCGCACCUUUGAAUCCAUUCCGGAAGAACGCGAAGAGCAGCAGCAGCAAUUGCAGAAAUGCAAGGUGAAAAUUUAUAAACUGUCGACGACAAUGCAACGCUGCCCGUACAUUUACGAAAUGAAGGAACGAUUACUCGGCGAGCAGCAACCGCAAGCCACCAUGCCGGAGGUGGUGCCGGCGAAGAAGGUGCCCACGCCGCCUCCGCUCAUCAUCGAUUAUCAGUAUCCACAGCAGCCGGUCGCGACUGUUGUCAAGCUGAAUGCAGAUGGGUAUGGCUCGCACACAUCACCAACACACAAACGCGGUGAUCGCACGCCUCUGAUGCACCACUCGCCGCAGGACGAAUUUCAACGAUGCUACGACUAUCAUCACAUGUUCCCUAAGAACGCCAAGACAUCACUCUUUAUCAUCAUGAGCUUCGUGUACAUGAAACUCCUCGUGGUGGUUUGCGUCGCGUAUGUCAUCUCGGAUGUUGUCACGCACAACAUCCCACUAUGGUACUACGAGGGCUUCUUCACCUAUCUCUACGGCGUGAGCAUAUUAUUCCUGCUCUACGUUUUCUGCUUCCUGCUGCAGGAGAGUUCCUGCUGCAGUGGCGAAAAGAAGGAGAAAGCCGAGACGAAAAAAGCACUCAAAGAAAAGGCUAAAGCUAAGGAGUUAGAAAAGAAAAAGGAAGAAAAACAGAAGAAAUUAGAGGAGAAGGAGAAGAAAAAAGAGGAGAAAGAAAAGGAGAAAGCUGAGAAGAAGAAGGAUAAAGACAAGGAUAAGAAAAAGGAUAAAAAGGGAGAUAAGCGAAGAGAGGUGUAUCCCCGCAAGAUGAGGGACUUAGUACAAGCGAGAGCUGGCGUUGUUCCUUACCUGCCCGUCAAGAGCACGUAUCGGCGCAACUCCGAGGGUGUGGUGGACGCCGGCCUGUCGGGCGCAACACCGCCGACGGUGCCGGUGCCCGUUGAGCAGCUCCAAGCACAAUCUGAACCGACUGUUCUCUCCCAGGAAAGCGGCGUGGUGGCGUCGGAUCAACGCGACCUCGAGGCGGGUGUGAAGAUCGUCAAGCGCAAGCGCAAGACCACGCAGAAUGAUCAGAGUCACGGCAGUUUCUUUCUACGAAUCGGCGCUAUUGCAUUCGGUUUGGGCACCAUGAUCUACAAUGGUUUGGAGUUUGGGACCUUCUUCGAGGUGCCCAUCAGCUCGCCGUGCUACAUGAUCCUCCGCGGGAUCAACCCAGUCCUUCAAAUGAUCUUCACCUUCAUGCAGAUGUACUUUAUCUUCAUGAAUUCAAGGUUAAACAUCCAUCGCUUCAAAGUAAUCGCCCGAUUUGGUCUGAUGCACGUGGUGGCGACCAAUAUCUGCGUCUGGGUCCGCACUGUGGUCCUAGAAUACCUCAAGGAAGUCACCUUGUACCACAAACUCUCAAACAACUCAAUCGCUGGUUACCCAGGUGCCAUUCGGGACCAUACCGUGCGCAAUGCUCAAACCAUUCUGGGGUCUCACAUGGCAGUGCCUGAUACCUUCCAUACUACGACGACGACCACCGUCAGUCCGGGUAAUUUGCUUCAUCGCUUAUUCACGACCGCCACUACCACCGUGGCGCCAUUCAUACCGGCACGCACCACGCUCAAACGGGUCUAUGGGGCUGCCACAACGCCGGCGAAUUACUACCGGUCCUAUCGCGCUUCCCCACAACCUGAAUAUCCCGACUGGAACCAAAAGCACAACUCGCUGAACUCGUUGAAUCCAUUCAAUCACACCCAAGUGCGAUCUUUGCUCACCACCCUACGCACAACCAUGAGUACUAGUACUACAACUAGUACUACAACUACUACUACCACUACCACUACCACCACUACAACUCCUGCACCUACGAUUCCUACCUUCCCGAGUACCAUGCCUACGACGACCACCGCGGAACCGAGCACCACCACUUUGUGGACCACCAUCAGCUCCACACUAGCCAGCACGCCGUUGAACAACCUGUUUAACUUUAACAGGGGCUUCGAAUCCUUCGAAUCUAACAUUGCUAACGUGGCUGAGGAAGCUUCCAACGCGGUUGUAGAAGACAUCAUCGCUAGUAAUGAAGGAACCCUCUACACUGGGAUCAACGGAUCUGAACUCCUUGACAAUCUCACUCCCCAAGCAUGGUGGGCGUCGUCAUACAACGCCUCCGCUGAUGUAAACAACUCCCUUCUACAAGCUAGCUGUGGACGUAUCAACAUCAUGGGUAACAUUGUACAGGAUUCAGCUCCCUACCUCUUCCCAUUCAUCAUUGAGUACUCUUUAAUUGGAGCAGUGGUCAUCUACGUUAUGUGGAAACACAUUGGUCGCAACCCAAGAUACUACAAUGAGGAAGACCUAGAACACCGAUUGGAGGUUAUGUUGUCCCGGAGAGCCGUGGCUAUGGCCCAUGCACAAAAUGGACGUGUUGAUUGCGUUGGUGCAUCCAAGGGAUUAUUCUUCGGGUUGCUCCUGUUAGUUGGCUCGUUGAUCUGCCUGAUUCUGUUCUUUGUUUUGAUAUCUCAGAAAACAUUCGAACAGAUAGCGUUGUAUCUUGGUGAAGUCUCGCAUUGCGUGUUGAUGACCCUGAGUAUCCUCGCCAUUAUUAUUGGAUUCUGUCGUGUGAGGUCUUUGAAGUUUAAAAUUGAAGAGGCAAGCGACCUUAAUGAUAUCCUAUUGAGAAUCUCUGCUUUCGGAUUGUUCUUGUACGCUACAUUCAGUGUGAUUGCUGGAUCAUUGAAUGCCCUCACUGAAGUAUCCAAUUUGCUAGUCAUGGUAACCGGAAUUCUAUCAAUCGUUCAGGUUGUUCUUCAAUUGUUAUUCAUCGGGGACGUAUCACGACGUCGUGUCCACCUGCCGGAACAUGACCGCUCGAAACCCGGACGUCAGGUGGUCACCUUCCUGCUCAUCUGCAACAUCACCAUGUGGAUCAUCUACACCUUCGAGACACAGAAGGUCGAGCGUAACCCGAUCCAGCUGGAAUUCUACGGUUUCCUCACGUGGGCGCUCAUCCAACGCCUCACACUACCACUCUGCAUCUUCCAUCGCUUCCAUUCAGCUGUCACACUUGCUGAAAUUUGGAAAACCUCCUACAAGGCACGCCUGGAGUAAACAUAAAGCGUCAACUUAAUGUUUUAACAUUCCCCGAAGUAAAUCACAGUCGUGGGUACAACACACGCGUCAAAAUAGGGGAAACAAUCACAAGAUGGCGGUACAUAACCUCAUCUGAGAUAGAGCAAGAGAUUGAGGUUAAUCUUAACGUAACAAAACCAAAAAUGCGUUCAUUUUAUAUGUGUAUACACAUAGAUAGUUUUUAUUACUCUUAAAUGUAUUGUGAACGUUUUCUUUGAUACAUAAUCGCUCCAAAAGUCUCAUCCUAUUGGACGACAGACUUUAUUUUUGUGCGUCCCUCCAAGGACAGCGUUGUUCGUUUUUUAUUGCAAAUAUUUAUCGCAAGCAUAUUCUUUGAUGUGAAUGCUGUUUUAUUUUCGAUUUGUAUUUAUAUAGAGUGUUUAUUUUUAUUUAUUUAUGACGACAAAAUGGCGACACUGUAAAUAAGUUCACAUUCAGAUCACGGACAAACGCACAGUUUGAUUCUUUGCAGGUAAACAUGAAUGUUGAGUAAGAAAAAACUAAAAAAGUAAAUCAUACACGUAAGCUAAUUAAGAUGAAUCCAUAAUGAGUGUUCAAUAAUGAUGAUAAUUUCUAACAAUACUCAAACCUUAUUAUAACUAGCAUUACGUAUUCGAUAAUAACAAAGGAAUGGCAACAGAGAGCUGGCUUUAGGGAUAGAUUCCUGAAUAUUACACACGAAUUCGACAACAAAAUGAAACCUAUGCGACCAUCAACUCAAGAAUUUUCAAUUUUACUAACAUUUUACACGAGAUACAAGACGAUUGAAGGAGAAUUUCUACUUUUAUAAAAAUGUUUUACAACAUUUUUACGAACACGACUUUUUCGACGAGCAAAAAUACAAUUGUACACAAACACGUAUUGUAAUUAUUUCAUUGUUAAAUAUACACACGAAACGCCCCGAAAAACAACACAAUCAUCAUCGGGCUGCACGAAACGUAUCUCAACGUAAUCAAUUCUUAUCAAAAACCAAGUAGAAAUCGUCUUAAACAUUCUGGCAAUGCUAGAAUUAACAUUAAUUAACAUAAACGACGAGUAAUGAUUGUAAAUUUUGUGUGGACCAUAUAUUUAUUACCAAUUUUACCAAUAAUAAUCUAAUGAUAAUGAUAAUUCAUGCGAGGAGAUGCAAGAUGAAAGGACUAGAAUCAAAAUUUAUGUGAUUUUAAUGCUCACUUCGAUUUUCUCAGCACAAACACCAAGAAAUUUGAGUAACCUGAUUGUUCAACGCGAAUAAACCUGUGUUUCGUCAAUUUGUACAUAAGUUUAGGCGACGAUAGUCCUCACCACAACGACGACGACGAUUCGAAUCAUCUAUUUAUUGCAAACAUUUUCGUCCAUCUUGAAAUUUAUCAGUGUUGAAAUUGAAUUGAUUUAUCUACCUUCACACACGUGGAAUGUGUUGUAGUGGUACGGAUGGAAUAUAAGCGCAUAUAAAGAAAAGUAUUUACCAUUUAAUUAAUGACUACGUAUAUAUAAAUAUUCUAUCUAUCUAAUACUAAUUAAAUUAAACGAUUAACGAUAAACUGAAUGUGGUAGAACCUUAAAUAAACACAUAUUACACAACUUUUCUGCAUCGGAUGUCAAAUGAAACGCAAGGAAACGAAUCACGGGCAAGACACGAAUCGAAACAAACGGAAAUUAUUGCUAUAUCUAUAUUAUAUGAUAAAUAAUACUGAUGUGUUGGAAAGCGGAAAGAGAAAUGAUUUACGUAUAUAUGCUCAAAAUGAUUUACAAAUAUAUCAUGAUAUCUGAUGUCCAUUGAUAUUCAUUCGAGAUUUACUAUAAGAUAGAGAUUUAACUUGUGUUGUAGCUGAAGAGUUUGUUCUAAUGACAAAGAUACACUGCCAGAUAAGUGGCGUUUAUUUAAAUGAAACAAUUUAUGAAAGUUGUUCUGUUCGAUCAUCAGCAGGCAAUGUACUUGUAUACCUUUUGAUAUUUUCCUAUCGUUUUAUUAUUGCGUGUAAUGUUUUACUGUAUUAUACGUGUAAAGAAAUAAAAUAGUCAAGUAUAA
This is a messenger RNA of Dalotia coriaria, 5646 nucleotides long. It is a transcript of the gene OtopLa, whose product is annotated as Otopetrin-like a. Bases 435 to 3614 code for a protein of 1059 amino acids. The record is from RefSeq and is a predicted model, not a curated record. Gene Ontology annotation, biological process: proton transmembrane transport. Gene Ontology annotation, cellular component: membrane. NCBI's taxonomy places the organism in Eukaryota, Metazoa, Arthropoda, Insecta, Coleoptera, Staphylinidae. Gene Ontology annotation, molecular function: proton channel activity. The transcript is spliced from 11 exons.